UACUCAAUGUUCAACGAUCAAUGUUACGUAUUCGAUGGUCGCUCAUCGUCCAACUCAGAGGUCGCCACUUUAACUCUUAACACUGCUACCUGGUAGUACUGUUACUAUGCACUACUGCGCAUAACAGUCACCGCUCACCUCCUCAUGCGACUGCACGUUUCUCCCGAUUCCAUGUGAAAUAGUUCACCAAAAAAAGCGGCAUCAUGUGCCGUUACGGAUUGUUUCUUCUUUUAAAUGCCCUGCUGCAGCUGCGACCGAUUCAAGCUCGUCAGCGCCAGCCAGGGUUCAGUAUUCAUCACGACCUUCUAGCAUAUCCUCAAUUCGAGGUGACAUUCUCUCAAUCAUAUAUAUCAGAAACCGAAGCCCAAGCUUUAAUUAAAAGGAGCAAUCCUUCAGACCCCGACUACGAUGCCGAUUUCCCCGGUCAGAUUGACCUUGCGUCAAAUGUGCGAGCUGUUAAGGAUGGCUAUGACGUCGACGGCAAUGGCAAUGGCAAUGGCAAUCAGAAAAUCGCAGAAUCCUACGAGAUAAUAACCAUGUCCCCGAAUCGCUACUUAUGCACCAUUCCUAUCAUCGAACCUCCCCCGGCGCCAAAUAAAACAGCGGCUGAGCUAGCUAAAGCCAAGGAGGCCCGCGAACCGGCCGAGGCCGAGGAGGCUCGCGAACUAUCAAGAGCUUCAGCUCACGGUUGGGAUCUCAUCAGCGGUCUUGACGGCAAUUGCAUCUAUUAUAUGUCUGGGUGGUGGAGUUACAAGUUUUGCUAUGGUCAGGAAGUUGUGCAAUUCCACGCGCUCCCUGCCAGCGUUAAGAGCGGCCCUCCUGUGCGGGACAUCAAGAUCGCAGAGUAUGUCCUCGGAAGAGUUCCCGAUCCUCACGCUACUGCACGCUCUUCCCGGCCCGGUCAACCCAACGACAAAGGACAGACAACUCCCACGCCGCCUCCGAACACGGAACUCCAGAUCAAGGGCGACCAAAGAUACCUGGUCCAGAAGAUGGGCGACGGUACCAUUUGCGAUCUGACCGGUAAAGAACGGACCAUUGAGAUACAAUACCACUGUAGCCCCGGUAGCACUCAAGAUCGCAUUGGUUGGAUCAAAGAGGUAAGUACCUGCGCAUACCUCAUGGUAGUUAACACGCCUCGGUUAUGUGUGGACGUUGCCUUCCAACCACCCAAAGAAGAGAGAGCAAACAUCAUCAGCUGUCGCGCUAUCGUGCCAGAGGCCGAACUGCCGGGUUGGCAUGCGCAAAAGACGCUGGAAGCACAGGCCGCCAUGAUCGAGCAGAUGAGAGAGAAUAUUCAAGGUCCCAUCACCAUCGGCGGGAUAGUCGUUGGAGGGAGACAAAUGCUCGGUGACGGCGAAGAUGGUAAGGAAGCACACAAGUUAGCCCCUCCGCGAAACUUCCGCAACCCCGGCAUAGCCCCCCUAGUCGAGGUGGUGGCCCAGGGGAGCAGCAAAGAAGAAGGCAGCAAGGUCAAUAUACUUACCGACGAGGAACUGGAAAAACUGAACCUGAGUCCGGAGAUGGUCGAGGAACUGAAGAAGGAGCUGCAGAAGCUAGCAGGGGACAGAGGCUGGAAGCUGGAGGUUGUCGAGAUGCCCGGCGAUCCUAGAGAGAUUCGCGGGGUUGUCGAUACAGACGAGAACGAAGAGGGGGAGAAAAAGUCCGACGAUGACAAAAAAGGCGAAGAUACGGGCAGUGAGGAAAGGUUCUUCAAGGAGGAGCUUUGAAGAACCGGGCACUGGCAUAGCAAACGGCGUUACGUAGGUAGGAUUGAUCGCAUUCAUUUCAAAUACUCCGAAGCAAAUCUCGAUCCCUCGUCACUUUCUUC
Molecule: messenger RNA, 1831 nt
Organism: Annulohypoxylon maeteangense
Lineage: Eukaryota; Fungi; Ascomycota; Sordariomycetes; Xylariales; Hypoxylaceae
Product: glucosidase II beta subunit-like protein-domain-containing protein
Exons: 1
Coding region: 204-1730 (508 amino acids)
Biological process (GO): endoplasmic reticulum unfolded protein response; retrograde protein transport, ER to cytosol
Cellular component (GO): endoplasmic reticulum lumen
Source: RefSeq, a predicted model, not a curated record